Messenger RNA from Mytilus trossulus (common blue mussel), 1863 nucleotides. Its product is annotated as nuclear receptor subfamily 1 group D member 2-like. The record is from RefSeq and is a predicted model, not a curated record. Gene Ontology annotation, biological process: regulation of transcription by RNA polymerase II. Gene Ontology annotation, cellular component: nucleus. Gene Ontology annotation, molecular function: zinc ion binding; RNA polymerase II cis-regulatory region sequence-specific DNA binding; nuclear receptor activity. Bases 81 to 1805 code for a protein of 574 amino acids. Lineage: Eukaryota; Metazoa; Mollusca; Bivalvia; Mytilida; Mytilidae. The transcript has 7 exons.
CUCUACCUCCCCCAGACCCUCGUGGGAAUAUACUUCUGAAUUCCUGACGUGGCACAGACAUUUUCCAAAGAUAACGUACAAUGGACAAGUUAAAAGAAAAAUUUACAAGCAAUCAAUGGGAUGAUAAUUACGUGCAACUGACCAGCUCUCUCUCACUGCUAGAAAAUAUUGUAGACAAUAGCAAUCAGCAUGAACAAUCGUCCAACUCCGUCCCAGCAAAAGAGUCAAAAGUACUGUGCUCAAAUUGCAAAUGCGCCGUUUCUGAAAAUGAUACUGAUAAAACAAUAGUUGUACAUGACGUCACAGCCCAAUCUUCCAAACAACCAAGUCCAGAUUCCGGAGUGAGCACCAGUAGUGAUAAACCAGUUAGUCCAGAUUCUACGUCUGGAAAAAGUUCAGAACUAACUUCCGGAUUGGUGAUUAUAGGUAGUUCUCUACACAAACCUUCAUUGAAGUCCUCUAGGUCAGAUUCAUCUUCUGAUGAUGAAGGGGCUAACUCGAACCCGCCUGGAAAAGUAAGAAGUAUUCGAAAAUAUUUCAAAAACAGUCGACAACAUCCACCAAACCCAGACGCACUUCCGCCAUGUAGAGUGUGUGGAGAGAAGGCGUCUGGUUUACACUACGGAGUGAAUACCUGUGAACCAUGCAAGGGUUUUUUCCGACGUAGUAUAGUCAAAGUUGUCCAAAAUAAAGAGGAAUAUAGAUGUAUGCGUGAAACCGGAAAUUGUAAACUGGGAACAGGAAAACGUACCAUGUGUUCUUACUGUAGAUACAAGAAAUGUUUGGAUGUUGGAAUGUCUCAUGAUGCUAUAAAAAUUGGUCGGUACUCGUACAACAAGCGAACCAGUGAUUAUAUAGAAGUAAAGAAAUUGAAGGAACAAGAUAGACUUGCAAAACAAGAGACCCCAAAAGUAAAAAGAAAUUCAAAACCAAUACCACAACCAGAAAAAGUCAAGAAGUCUGACAUUCCAAUUUUCAAUACUGUUGCUGAUAUUCUUGUAGAGGAGCUAAUCAAGGUUCAAGAGGAGAUAAUCCCCGAUUUCCGACAAGGUUUUUUACCCGGUGGUCUAAAAGAAAAACAUCAGAUAAUAUACGAAAGGCACAAGCAAAAACAGGAAGUAUUUGGUAACAUGGGUGUUCUACCUGCUAGUGUUUAUGAGGAAUUCCAUAAAGCAACCGGAAUCGAACUUGAUGACCGUAAGGACAAAAUGAGCAUGAUUGCUAUAGAAAUGGACAGGUCUAUUCGUGGCAUGAUUAAUUUUGCAAGAAGGCUUCCAGAAUUUUGUAAUCUGUCUAAACAUGACCAAGCUACUCUUUUGAAAGCUGGCUACGUUGAAUACGGGUUUCUCGGAAUGUUCAACCGAAUCAACAUAGAACUUGGUGUAAUUGCUAUAGAAUCGCCAACGUAUGCCAUAGAAUACGGUUUACACUUCAGUGAGUUUGAUAGCAUUAUGGGACAGAAUGAAUGUGCUAAGCUUUCAGAAUUCGCAGCUAUACUUCAAAAGUGUCAAUACACCGUCGAGGAAGUAACGCUUUCUCGUGCAAUUGUUCUCACUUUUACAGAUCGAGUCAAAUUAGAUGAACCAGAAAGAGUGGAACAAAUGCAAUGGAAAUUGGUGGACAUGUUAAGAUAUUUUUGUAAGAAAAACAAUAAAAAUCCGGACGAAAAACUAUGGCAGAUAUUUGACAAAUUUUCCACACUUAGAAGCUAUGCGGAGUAUAAGAAAGAUUUAUUAAAUAUGAAAGCACAGUGGCCGGCAGUUCAAUCACAUCCUCUUAUCUUAGAAAUUUUAAAACCAGACUAAAGUCGUGUUUAACUUAACCGUCUGAUCUCAUAUGUAAUCGUUGUAAUUUAAAUAAAAU